This is a messenger RNA of Spirometra erinaceieuropaei, 1668 nucleotides long. The record is from the annotation of a GenBank genome assembly. NCBI's taxonomy places the organism in Eukaryota, Metazoa, Platyhelminthes, Cestoda, Diphyllobothriidea, Diphyllobothriidae.
AUGGACAGAAUUGAUUACGUCAACAAGGCGAAUGGAAUCUUCGGUGACGUAGCAUCCUACACUCUUCUUGCCGAAGACCCGACGAAAAAGCAAGCCGCUGCCAUCAAGAAAAAGGUUAAUCAGCUCACCCGUCUGAAAGUUAUAAGUCCAGAUGAUUCCAAGCUGAUGACCCUCAGUGAUCCCCAUAUCGCACGCGCUUAUGGUCUCCCAAAAGUGCAUAAAGUGAACGCCCCACUGAGGAUUAUUGUACCACUCAUCGGAUCACCUACGUACAAUAUAGCUAAGUGGUUGUACAAGCAUCUGAAGCAGUUAACUCAUGGAUCUGACUACAGCAUCAACAAUUCUCUCGCGUUCCUCCAAAGGAUCCAAGGCCUCGAAGUAAGUGCCGAUGAAUGCCUCCUGUCCUUUGACGUCGUUGCCUUAUUUUCUUCCAUACCACACGAUUUGGCAAUUGACUGCGUCGCCCAACGCUUACAGGAUAAUCCUAUUGAGAUUCCAACUCAACAUAUUAUAGAACUGCUCAAACUCUGCCUUAGAAACUACUGUCAAUUCGACAAUAAGUUCUACCAACAGGUAAAGGGAACCCCAAUGGGCUCGCCAAUAUCUGGACUGAUCGCAGAACUUGUAUUGCAGCGACUAGAAAAGGAGGUUUUCCAAGAUCUCAGCCCCAAAAUGUGGCUUCGCUAUGUAGACGAUACCUUUGUCGUGAUAAAGAACUGCGAAGUUGAACGGCUGCAUCAGAGGCUGAAUGACGUCUUCCCGGCCAUACAGUUUACUCGUGAAGAGGCAAUAGGGGACAGCCUGCCGUUUCUUGAUGUGAAAAUACAAAGGCUGAGCGAUGGUAGUCUCGCGACGAGCGUCCAUAGGAAGGGAUCUAAUUCCGAAAUUAUCCUCAAUUAUGGAAGCAACCACUCCGCAGCUCACAAAAGGAGCUGCGUUCGAACUCUGUUCCACCGGGCCUAUCGUUAUUGCAACAGCGCCGAUCUCCUUAAGAAAGAGCUUGCCUACUUGUAUCGGUUGUUUCGAUCCAACGGAUAUCCGACAAGUUUCGUAAAGAACUGCCUCAGACACCAGGCACAACCGCAAGCUCCCACCCUAGACGGAGAAACUGUGUCUCGACAAUUCUUCUCUCUGCCUUAUAUGCAGGGAGCGUCCGAAGUAAUCGCCCGGCAGUUAAAUCGCUCUGGUAUUCGCAUCGCCCACAAACCAGCAUCCUCACUACGCGCGGCGCUAUCUCGAAUCAAGGAUCCCCUCCCCAAAGAGCAACAAACAAACGUAAUUUAUCGCAUCCCGUGCUCAAAUUGCUCUUGCGUGUAUGUUGGUCAUACAGGUCGAAGCCUGGGCACCCGUAUUAACGAACACAAACUGGCUGUCCGUCGGCGAGACCCUCUGUCCCUCGUCUUUGGUCACGCACUCGAGUGCGACCACCGAUUCAAUUGGGAUGCCACUGAGGUCGUCGCCAUGGCUAACACAAAACGGGCGAGAGAAUUUCUCGAGGCUUGGUACUCCGAUGCUGGUAGUAUCAACCGCCAUGUUGAUCUGGACGCCCAUUAUGAGGGCCUACGCUCACGACUUACUGCCCCCCGCCCUGAUGCCACAGCAACGGCCGCCAAUUUAGCCACCCGGAGUCCAAUUGAUCCACCAUUACACCCUCCCCCUCCAGCAUAG